AUGAAAAGCGGGAAGAUCCAGCAUUGCAAGUUCGAGGAGUCUUACAUCUGGAAUGACUUCUAUAUCACGGAGACAGAGUUCAACAUGGCGUGUAUUGAGUUUGAACUGCAGGCCGCCAACAUCUUCACCAGGAACACAGUGCUAGGCACUGGGAAGGUGCAAUUGGCCAUGGUCAGGCAGCGACCCAACCAUACCUACGUGCGGAAGCAGAUACAGCUGACUCUGGAGCACAAGCUCACCUCCAAGCUGACGGUCACUGUGUUUUGCUACGGAGAGGGCGACAAGCCUCCGGCUCCGGAUGAUGCUCAAGACAACAAGGAGGAGGUGGAGGCACAUCUCAAUGACUUGACGGCCGCCGUGAUUGGAGACACAGGAAACAAGAACCAGUUCAAUCAAUUUUAUCAUCUUUUCGUGCAAGUGCACCGUGCUGAACAUCUUGGUGGCGGUGAGAAGACGUACAAUCCUUACGUCUCCGUAGAGUUCAACGGCCAUGAAUUGCGGAGUCCGGCUGCUCGGGACACGCAUACGCUCGCCUUCGACGAACAGUUUCGGAUUCCCGUUACAACGCCGCUGUUCCAAGAUUCGAUCGUGAUCCGAAUCUGGGAUUCGUCCAAGUGGAUGGGUGACGAGAUCAUUGUGCAAGGUCGGUUGUCAUUCUCGCUGCUGCGCAUGCAUGCACUGUCUCCCAAAUGGUUCAACUUCUACGGCUUCAAAAGCGAGGAGGUUCCGGAUGUGCAAGCUAUUACCAGCUCUGGUGAUAUAGCGGAAGAAAACGCCUAUUUGGGCCGCUUGCUCAUCAGUGCCAGAGUGAACAAAGUCGAGUCCAUGUCAGCGCUGCAGCUGCCAGCAGUCCUGAGGGGCGGCCCCUGCGAAGAGCCGCCUUCCAAAGUGGAGAACUUCUUGAUGGACGUCUUCGAAGUCUCGGGCUGUGCCGGCAGCGAGGUGAUGUUGGAGAUGACGAUAGGCGUGAAGUCCAAGAAGACGAAGACGGCGCUGCGGUCGAAGGAAUCUGACGAGGAUCCAACUACCCCAGGCAGGUUCACCUUUCAAGGUGACAAGGGGCGAAUGACACCUUUGGUGGCCGUGAUUCCGACCAACCCUCCCGAACAGCUGGAUGUGAUCCUCUCCCUGUAUUCGCGAGUUACUGGAUAUGUAAGCAACGCUGACUGGCAGCGGAUUGGCUUUUCUCGGAUAAAGGUGGCAGAGGUCCGAGACUGGGAUGGCGACACCCAGACGCCGCUGUGGUGCACCAUGAAUAGUAUGGCGCACCUGCCCAGCAGCGUGGAGCCAGGCUCCAUUCUGUGCUCCCUGGCGAAGUCACAGGAGACGGUGCUCACACGGGGCGUUCCAAACUGCAAGCCGGUGAAGUUCCACUUGCGCUGCUACAUCAGCAUGGCGCGGAACCUGCAGUGCGAGGGCAACCGGGUUCCAAGCUCCUUCUGCGAGAUUUCUUGUGCUGGUCAGAGAGAGCGAACCGCCGUGAUUCCGCAGACCUCUUCACCUAAUUGGUCGGAUAUGCUGCCAUUGGACAUCAGCCUCCAGUGUUCUUUGCAGAACAUGCGCUGCUAUCCGGAACCAGUGCAGCUCACCGUGUACGACGUGGUUGGCAAGUCAUUGAUGGACAAGGUAGCCGAUGCCGCAAGUAGUGCAAAGCAGCUGGCGAACAGCGCCAUGGCGGGGCAGCUGGGCAACAACAAAGACGGCAAGCUGAACUUCAAUGACGAAGCCGGACAAGCCGGGUUGGCUGACAUGGAUUUUGCGAAGCUGGGAGAUGAAUACAAAGAGUACGUCAAAGACCAAGCACUUGCCACGAUGAUGGGUGAUGUGAUGGCUGCCAAGAGGCUUGGCGAGGUGAAGGGCGGCCGGCGUGUAAUCGGAAGGCAGAAGAUCAACUUCCGGAAGCUGCUCCACCCGCUCGCGAACUACAAGAUGAGGCAGCGCUGGCUCAAGCUCAAAGGUGGCGUGAUGGCAACUGGCUGGGCCGGCGACAUCAUGAUUGGACUGGAGAUGAUGAGGGCGAAGUAUGUGUCGGACUUCCCCCAAAAGAUCAUGAAGCCUCCAGGAAAGCCCUGCUUAGUCUCCGUGAGCAUCAUCGGCCUCCGCAACAUCACACUGGGAGAUCAGCUUCAGGGGGAGCCUAUCCUCGAGAUCGUGGUGCCCUCGGUGAAGCCGGACCCCAGCAAGCCCCAGCCGAAGGCUUCGCCCAAGGCUCUGGCGGCUCCGGAGGGCAAGGGGAAAGAGGGGAAAGGGAAGGGCAAGGAAGGAAAAGGCAAAGAGGGCAAAGGCAAGGAAGGGAAGGGCAAGGGCAAGGGCAAGAAGGGACAGGUGCCUGAGGCCGAGGUGGCAGAGGUCAAGGAGGAGGAGAAGCCCACAAAGGGAAAGGAAGGGAAAGACAAGGAGAAGGAGAAGACUGCGCCCGGCAUGGAGGGUUUAGCAACGGCCGAGGGCAGCGAUGCCAUCCAGGAGAAGAGCGAAUGGGUACAGUACCAGAAAAAGCCGAACACCCGGCUACACGACAAGGACACCAACAAGAAGUGGACGGCAAGCGGCCGCACGGGCUAUGAGUUCCUGAACGUGGUUCACCUUGGGGCUCUUCUGCCGAAGCUUCCGGUCUACGAGCCCGACAUCCGCUUCCGCCUUCGCGACAGUGCUGUCGCCAACAGCCUUCUGGCAGAGGGCCGCAUUGGAUUGGCCGAGCAUUUACCCUGGGUAACAGACCCGGUACAGGCUAAGAAAUCCACUGAAGCGCGCGACAAGUAUUCCGACAGCGAAGACGGUGACCGCAACGACGGCAUGCCCGUCAGUGAUUGUGAUGAUGAAGGAUCCAACUACGUGGAGGUUGUCUUGGGCAACCAGCCUGCCAAGAUCGCCUUCAACAAAGAUGAUAAGACAAGCUUCCCGCCGGUUAUCACCGCAUGCAGUGAGAAGGGCCCCGUCGCUGCGAAGGGGAUUGGCGUCGGGGACUGGCUGAUUGCUGUCAAAAAGAAGGAGGAAAAGCAAGAGCAGACCGUCACCUGGAACCCGGCCCAGGCUAACGAGUUCAUCGAGACGACUGACAAGGAGAAGAUUAGGCCUCUGAAGUUGGUCUUCCGCAGGAAGGAUCGGAUGGAAAUCCAAGUCCGGCUGUUGCAGGGACCGCACAACUUGGAGUUGGCCAACAGCAAGGACGAGAUGCCCCCCAAGAUCAUGAAAGACAACUCGAAGGACAAGAUGUGGCGGAAGCAGGGCAUCAGUCCUGGAUUUCGCAUCGUGGACAUUAACGGUGUGGACACGAAGGAAAUGACUGCUGUGAUGCCUCGGUUCAAGCAGCUGCUGCAGCUGCGGCCGGCGAUCGUCUCCUGCAGACCUCAUGGCCUUGCGGCCCGGGGCGAUUCUGACAGGGCCAUCCAAGAGGUGAAGGAUGUGAUGCUGAGCGGCGUAGCCUCCGAGGUGUUCAAGGAGUAUGAGCACAAGCUCAGACACAAGGACGGCCCUCUAGCUUUCAUGCGUGUUCCCAGACCAAGCGCAGUGAUCCCGGACCCUGUGAAUACUCAGCAUCUGAACUGCCGCCCAGCACGAGCUGCCUGCUUGGAUGUCCAGGGCCUGGCGAAGUUCAUCGCUGGCGGUGAUGAAGAAGAUGACAAAGCCAGGCCAUCUGUGCAAGGAUGUCUUGAGCACAACAUGAACCCAGCAGUCUUCCGUAACAUCCCAUUGCUCAGCGGUGCCACAGAGAUUGGCCAGGUGAAGGCCAGGUUCAAGGUGGUUUCGCCUCCAAACAAGAAGUGGAUGUAUGGCAAGGAAGGCACUGGCGAAGACAAGGUCUUCUUCAAUGAGAAGAUGCUGCGUAAGCGCUUCAAGAUUGAUCAGCCCCACUCUCUCCGUGUGCGGACUUACAUUAUCCGGGGGCUCAACGUCAGCGGCGCUGUAUCUGGCUAUGGCAACCCUUAUCUGUACUUCAUGUACGGUGCAAGCAAGGUUUCGCUGGAAGGGCAUCGCCAAAUGCAAUCUGUUGAGCCUCGCUAUUUCCGCACGGAGGAGUGUGACAUCAAUCUGCCGGAGCAGUCUUAUUUCGAAAUCGGCCUCUUCGACUACCAGGAGAACGGCGAGGACUUGCUCAUUGGAAAGAGUGUCCUGGACCUCGAAGACAGGUUCUACACGAGGGACUACAUGAUCAUGAUGAAGAACAAGAAGGUGCCGAUUGAGUAUCGGCCACUCAUCUGCGAGUCCAUCGACGCGAACACUGGUGAUGUCAGCACCAUUUCCAAAGGCUCCCUUGAGAUGUGGAUCGAGCUCCUGGAUACCACUACCGCCGCGGAGAUUCCGGUGAGCAAGCUGUUGCAGCCCCCCGCUAUGGAAGCACUGACGAGUACGGCGACCCGAGGGAAAGCAUCAGCAUCCGCUGCCGAUGUUACCAAGGGGGUCCCCAUUGAUUGCUUCUUGCAUCUGAGCGUUUGGGAAUACUUCGCUUUGUCCCGGCCCAUUAUGCUCUGCGAGAGCCUCCUGGAGCUCAAGAGCUACGUCAAGAAGGUCUCCGAAGAUCGCAUGAUGCUGGAAAUGGAGGCAGAGUUGCCCCUGUCGAAUAACCAGCUACAAGCGGAGCUGAAGAAAGAGAUGAAGGGUGAAGGAGGUGUGGAAGGAGGUGGCGAUGGCGAUGAAGAUGAGCCGGCCGCAGAGGAAGAAGAGGAUGCUGAAGGAGAAGGCGAGUUCAACGGUGGAGCAGUUGAGGAGGAAAGGGCUAUCCCGCCUGCAGCCUACAUGAAGAUCGUCCUUCAAGUGCUGGCUCAGACGGAAGCUUCCAACGAGAACAACAAAGUUGGAAUUGCACGGAACGAGCCAAACCGCAACCCGUCCCUGCCAUUCCCGAAAACGGGUCGAGACUGGCGCUAUUCCAUGCCGACGGCUGCCAGUGUGGUGGAGAAGGUCAUGGAUGCCUUCAGCCCAUCAAAACGUGGACCGCUGAUGACUCUCAUCAUGUUCUUUAUCAUCGCCUCCAUCAUCUCGAACGUCCCCUUCGAUGAAGACCUGCAAUGUGUGACCACUGUGAAGCAGAGCUGCUUCGAUCAAAGCACCUGCUUCACCUGCAACUGCUGCGGGCGAAUUGGUGGAGACAUGUCGGAUGCCAAGAAGCAAAAGCUUUGCAAAUGGGGCUUCAUCUUCAUGAGUCGAACCGUGGAUGAGGUGUGCACCAACCUUGCAGAUUGCAAUCUCGCUCAGGGAGCGACCUGCUCCGCAGACGCAGAGGGUAAUGCACUUACGACCUGCACGGCGCCAUACGCAGCCUGCAGCAUGCUCAGAGUUACAACAUGUGAAGUCGUAGUUUUGUCGCGCCAACUGCGACUCGCUGACGCAGCACGUGGCGAGCGGCCAGUGAUUGAGGCUGCUUUGGCACAAGGUUGCGAGCGAAGACAGCGAACCCGAAGCAGGAAGGCAAGCAUCCGCUCCGUUUCAAAGCUGUCCCGAAGAGUUUACAACUCACCGCCAUCGACUCCCACACAGAAGGAGGAGCCUUGGGAGUUGCUGGGCGUGCCACUCACCGCCGACUUCACGGCAGUCGGACUGGCCUACUUUGCUCAAGGGGCUUUGGCGCUGGCGGCUCUGGCAAAGCCAUUCUAUGUGAAGGAUACCCUGGGGAUGUCGCCAGCAGAUUCUUCGCUGUUUCUCUCCUUCACGUAUUGGCCAUGGAUUAUGAAGCCAUUGUGGGGCUUCGUUGCAGACAGCAUCCCAAUUUUCGGCUCGAGACGGCAGGCCUACCUGGUCCUUGCUGGGGCAGUCAGCGUGGUUGGCUGGUUGGGCCUGGCGGGCUGGUGGCCGGUGGAGGUCAGCAAGGCGUUUGUAUACACAUACACUUGCAAAGCCAUGAAUGCGAAAUGGAGCCUGAAGAGUGAGAGAGAAGCAAAGGCCGACUCAAAGUUCGGAGCACUUCGGCCAGCAGCUGCAGGGGGUGGCGCCAGCAAGAAGAAGGCCAAGAAGGGCGUGGACCAGGGAGCUGAUGGCUUGGCCAACAUGACCAGCUAUGCCGGUGCGGUCCUGGCGGAGUACGUCUGGCUGGAUGCCAAGCAGGUUCCAAGGUCCAAGACGAUGACCAUGACGACGCUGCCGACUUCCGUGGAAGGGCUUCGUGUGUGGAACUAUGACGGCAGCAGCACGGAGCAGGCGGACGGCAACAACUCUGAGGUCUACCUCUACCCCAAGGCGAUCUUCAAGGCCUGGGCAGCAAAGCAUAGACCAUCCUAA
Symbiodinium sp. CCMP2592 is the source of this 6213-nucleotide messenger RNA. The record is from the annotation of a GenBank genome assembly. Lineage: Eukaryota; Dinophyceae; Suessiales; Symbiodiniaceae.